Diutina rugosa is the source of this 363-nucleotide messenger RNA. RefSeq lists its product as uncharacterized. Lineage: Eukaryota; Fungi; Ascomycota; Pichiomycetes; Serinales; Debaryomycetaceae. Bases 1 to 363 code for a protein of 120 amino acids. The record is from RefSeq and is a predicted model, not a curated record. The transcript has a single exon.
AUGCCUCCGUCACCCCCUUUACCUUCGACGGACGCUUUUGACCCCGGUAACCCCGCCGGCGAGGCCCGUCCUUCCCCCUCAUCCUUCAAGGGCGCAAGCAGCGAGGUCAGCGACGUCGUGGCGUUGACCGAAGCAAUCCGCCUGCUUGUCGCCAUCAACAAACGCCAGAACGCCAUUCUCGAGCUGUUCCUCCACCAGCUUCCGCUGACCCAGCCGUCAGACACUCUUUUGGAGUCGUCCACUGACGACAGCGCCCCCCCUCACCCUGACGCCAAAAACGCCGCUACCCAGACCAAGCCGGCGCCUGAGACUACCUACAUUGAGCAGUGGAUCGAUAGAGUGAAUUCGUGUGAGCAAGAAUAG